Molecule: messenger RNA, 2307 nt
Organism: Meyerozyma guilliermondii ATCC 6260
Lineage: Eukaryota; Fungi; Ascomycota; Pichiomycetes; Serinales; Debaryomycetaceae
Gene: NUP84
Product: Nup84p
Exons: 1
Coding region: 1-2307 (768 amino acids)
Biological process (GO): mRNA export from nucleus; protein import into nucleus; post-transcriptional tethering of RNA polymerase II gene DNA at nuclear periphery
Cellular component (GO): nuclear pore outer ring; nuclear pore
Molecular function (GO): structural constituent of nuclear pore
Source: RefSeq, a predicted model, not a curated record
AUGGCUGAGGCAUCUACGGUAGAGACGGAGUUCGCUGCGCGAGUCCAGGAGUUCUACCAUGACCAAAGUGAUCCAAUCCAGUUGGUUGUGGCUUUUAAAGCUUUGUGUGCAGUGAAAGCGUUACUGGCCGCCGCAAACCUCGAGGAACACGGUGCUAAAAGUUCGUAUUUUCAGGAAGAAUUUGAGAAUUGGGACUUGGAAACCAAGUUGUGGCACCUUGUGGAAGUGCUCUAUCUGUACAGACUUGCGGAGAAUGAGGAAGUGAUCGCAGAAAACCAAUAUUCAUCGAUAUCGGUGUUACAAGAAAACGUAUUGCGUCAAAAUCCGAAAUUAAAAGAGCUUCUGAUCAUUUUGGGGUGGCUACAAACAAACUCCAAGGGUGUGGAUGUACCAGGGUCUCUCUCAAAUACGUCAAAAUGGAGUAAUACAAGACAGGCACUUGCCAAUAAAGACCUUAAUGUCUUAACUACCCACGGCCACACCGGCGAAACAGACACAAAACUACAAAACAUCGAUCCCGAUGCCCCUAUACGACAAGCAUGCCCAGUAAUGGCCGAAGACGAUCUUCGUGACUCACAGGUUUUCCGAACAAUUUAUCAAUUAAUACUAUCUGGUCAGCUCCAAGAAGCCAUAGAAUUGGCCAGUAGCACCGGAAACCACACACUCGCACUCAUUCUCCUUGGAGGAACUCAAGACUUUAUUGAUCCGGUGCUCGAUAAAGACUUUUGUGAGACUACCAUGACAGAUUUAAUCGUGCCAAAUAAACCAUCGGGCGCCAAACACAAACUUUUGUGGAAACAAGCGGUAUUCAAGCUUUCGCAUCAGCUGGGUAUCAACAAGUACGAACGUCUCAUCUACGACUAUCUCAGUGGCGGCGACAUAUCUGGUGGCCUCGAAGUUGUUGGCGACAGCUGGGAGAACCUGUUGAUAAUCUACCUCAACAAAAUUUGUUUGCAUGUUCUUCUGAACGCAUUGAACUCUAAUGAAUCAACCACGAGUAUCCCAGCACCACCAGCAGAGUCUAUCGACCAAGUGUUAAAUUUGAUAUCGAAAGGUUCAAAUGGAGCUGCUCAACAGAGUAAGCAUCCUCUUCGUAUUGUCAUGGGCAGCGUGAUGAUUUCCGAGAUUGGAGCAUUGAUCAGUGGAGUCCUCAAGUCCCUCAACAACAACUUCACCACACAAAAAGUAUGGGAAGAGGACUACUUGGUGCGGGUGAUGGCUCAUUUGGGGUUGUUUGCCCAUGCCGUCGGCUCUCAAGUCAGCGCUAAUGACUUGACUCAACUUUUGACCUUGUAUGUUCAAAGACUAUCUGCUCGUGGCUUCACGGAUUUGGUGCCAUUGUACCUCUCUUUCAUUCCUGACGAUAGUGAUGCCCGUGAAUAUUACUCCAAAUUUCUUUCAUCCAUCACCGAUCCGAGCGAAAGAACCAAACAACUUCAGCUUGUUCGUAAAUUGGGCAUUGAUUCCAACGGUGACGAGGAACGAAUGGCAAAUGUUUUGCGUAGAACCGUCGAACGAGUCAUGGCUGAUACAGAGGCUGAAUAUCGACCUUCUGGUGAAGUCACUGUCCAAGAUGAAGACACAGAUGUCACCGAAACCGACACCAAAAUCUGCCAAUCGGUCGAUUGGUACUUCGAGAACAACAUGUAUCCUGAUGCGGUUUCUGCAAGUUUAACAGUCAUCAGGCGCUUCUUAGCAUGCGGUAGACUUGCAGCCUUACGUCACUUUGUUCGUGGAAAAGACUUGAAGCAAUUGGUGAAGAAUUACGAUGUUGAUUUGUACACUCGCUCUCUUGCAGGUCUGGAUGAUGGUGCCCAGGUUGGGGAUGCCGACAAAGAUGAAAUAAUACAAUACCAUUUGUUUGUUCAAGGAUUAGAGUUGAUUCAAGAUUGGCGCAAAUUCUUGAAAGACAACCAAACGAAUAGUUUGAGUGCAGUUUUCUGGAAAUCAAAACAUCUCGAGUCACUGAUAGAGAAGGUAUCAAGCGGAAUCGUGGGCCUUAUACGAGACUGGUUCCAAGAGUUGAUUGCAACAGAUGGGACAAAGAAGGAAAUGUACCAACAAUUGAGAGUUCUCUACGUACCAUAUCUUGUGAUGGAACUUCUCGACAUAUACCAACAAGCCAGAAUGAGCAAUUGGCUGUAUGUCAAAAAAGCGUUUGAGUUGGUGAGUCUGGUCGCGGAUGAAGAUAAUAAUGAUUUACUUACCUGUUUUGUCAAUUGCGGGCGCCUCGACGAGCUUAUGGUACGCAGUGGAAACCUUGCUGCAGUUGCAUGUGAGCGUGGUAUAGCCAAUAUAUUUUCGUAG